AUGGCCCUCAGCGCAGCAGCGCUAGUCGUCUUGACCUUCAUCCUCCCUUCUGCCUACCGCAACUACAAAGUCUUCAAAGCCUACGGCCCGGGCAUAACGCGCUGUUUCGGCCAUUCGGGCGCGAGAUUCUCAGCACGAAUGACUAAGGGACAUGGGAAGGGUGAUGAGGGGUUUUUAUUAUUCUUUGAGGAGGACCUUGGGAGCCGAUAUGGGGAAGAGAGGCGAUCCUCCAUCCUAUCGGAAGAGCAGGCAAACUCCGUACAAAUCAUUCCUCUGAAGUCCAGUCCCAAUGUCCGAACGCCACGAUGA
This is a messenger RNA of Penicillium vulpinum, 309 nucleotides long. RefSeq lists its product as uncharacterized. The coding region runs from base 1 to 309 and encodes 102 amino acids. Lineage: Eukaryota; Fungi; Ascomycota; Eurotiomycetes; Eurotiales; Aspergillaceae. The transcript has 2 exons. The record is from RefSeq and is a predicted model, not a curated record.